ACGACUUGGGUCAAGUGACAACUUCAUAGCAUUCCAAUUUAGCGAUCUUGGUCGGAACAUCUCAGUUGCCACUGUUAUGGCUCAACUUCCACAUCUGUACCUGCUGCACCUAUGUGGCCUGCUGCUGUUUGCCCUCUUGAGCCCUGCCUCCUGCACCUGCAGAGUGGGCAAGAGGGAGGAAUGCAUGGAGGCCCCCUUCGUCCCUGGGCACGACCUGGUUGGUGAGGGCUUCGACAUAGUGAAGAUGGCACGAAAGAGGGCCUACACUCUCGAUGUGCAGACAUAUCUGCGCAACGACAGCACCUGCCAGUUAUGUGAGAAUGACGAAAUGGACAACGAGCUGCAGAAGCUUCCACUGUCUGUGGUGGACUGGCGCUCCAUCUCCAAGACCACCGGAUCCCUCGCCAGCACUUCUUACGCGUCUGUGAAUGAACUUGUGCACAGUGCAGGGUCUUCUAUAAAAAAUGAUUGGAAGAUUGGGCUUGGCAUCGAAAAAUUUGGCUUGGGAGCAGAGGUGGAGGUGGGGAUGGGGAAGUCGGUCUCUUCCAGGUUUGCCCUACAAAUGGCCAAGGAGGACUACUACACAUUCACUGUGCAUGAAUUCAACACCACAUAUUACAGCUUCCGAGUCUCCAGCCAGGCAAGUCUCAACAGAGAGUUCAGUGAUGACAUCAGCCGACUCCCACAGCAGUACAAUGAGAAGACUAAGAAGCACUACAAACAGCUCAUCAACACCUAUGGCACUCACUAUCUAGACAAAGUCGAUCUGGGUGGGAAAAUAAAGACAGUGACAGCCAUUCGCACAUGUCUUGCGUCUCUCAAAGGCCAACGCACCGAAGACGUGAACAGGUGUUUGACUGCCAAAUUGUCUCUGGCAUUUGGGCUUCCCCUUCCUGCUUUCAGUCCCAGCGUGGAGUCUUGUUCAUCAGUAUUCGACAACAAUGAUGCCACAGUCACCAGCCACCACACUUACUUCCAUCAAGUGACAGAGAUGACUCCUGGAGACGUGAUGCCCGGAAGUCUCUCCUCAUCCUACAAUGACUCAACAGGGUUUCAGCUCUGGUUCGACCAGCUUAAAGAAGACCCAGGUGUGGUGAGCUAUUCCCUGAACCCCCUGUCCAGGCUGAUAACAGACAAGGUCAUCCAAGCCAACGUGAUCACCGCCAUUCAACAGUACCUGAAGGAAAACGCGGUCUCCCCACCCUCUGGAAGUCUUGACUGCAAUUCAGGUAACUGCUGCCCAUCAGAGCUUCGCAAGGCCACACUGAAGAUCAACUCCAUCAGAGCAAGUGGACUGUCGGGAGACUGGUGGAGCCACACUGAAGCAUUUGCCAAAGUUAAUUAUGGAGGUCACACAAAAGAAACCAACAUGGUUCAUUCAGACCAUCCUACGUGGAACCCCAUCGAUUUUGGAACCGUGCACACUGUCGCUGGCAGCUCUCUGCGUGUUGACGUGUUUGAUGACGACUGGUGGCGUUGGGAGCAUCUAGGAGGCUGUUCCUUCAACCUGCCAGCAGGAUCCGGCACUAAGACAUGUUCCUUUGGAAGCAGCACGGUCACAAUCAGCUAUACUCUCACAUGCGCUGCUCAACUCACUGGUGACAUGUGUCACGAGUACUCCCCUCGCUCAGGAUAGAAUUCAACCCCCAAGUUCUUGGCUUUGCUUUUUCCAUUGGUGUGCUUUUCUGAAAAUAAUUAUUGUUAGCUGGUGUUGGUUAGAUCUUCUUUGAUUGAACGUGUUAUUACGAGAUGCUAUCAUCACAAUAAUAAAUACAUGUAUUAACAGGUGGUGGUACCCUAUGGGAAAUUUUCAAGAUUUUGCUAAUAAUACUGUACAAUUGCAUUAAAUAUAAGUUUGGUAUAAGGUUUAUUAAAAUACCCAUAUAUAGUUUUACCCAUGUUACUCGUAAAAUAGUAUGCAUUCAUGUGUCUGUUUCAUAAAGUUUUCUUUCCAUUUGUGA
Engraulis encrasicolus (European anchovy) is the source of this 1961-nucleotide messenger RNA. RefSeq names its product perforin-1-like. Gene Ontology annotation, biological process: T cell mediated cytotoxicity; defense response to virus; immunological synapse formation. Gene Ontology annotation, cellular component: membrane. The transcript has 3 exons. Gene Ontology annotation, molecular function: wide pore channel activity. The coding region runs from base 77 to 1636 and encodes 519 amino acids. Lineage: Eukaryota; Metazoa; Chordata; Actinopteri; Clupeiformes; Engraulidae. The record is from RefSeq and is a predicted model, not a curated record.